Messenger RNA from Ostrinia nubilalis (European corn borer), 644 nucleotides. RefSeq lists its product as uncharacterized. Bases 3 to 644 code for a protein of 213 amino acids. Lineage: Eukaryota; Metazoa; Arthropoda; Insecta; Lepidoptera; Crambidae. The transcript has 3 exons. The record is from RefSeq and is a predicted model, not a curated record.
CAAUGUUGAUUCCAAUAAUUUUGCUUUCCUUUACCCAAUUAAUACAUAGCAAAGACCUGAUAUCCUUGUACGCAGACGUGUUUAAAGACCGGGAGUUCUUUACCAGGACUUUUCCAUGGAUUAUUGACAAUAUUGGUGGAGAGAUACAGAUAGACUACUAUCUGCUGGGCAGUGGCAAAUACUCCGUUCCUCAAAUGUGUACUUUGGAACAGUUGAGAGACAAUCCGUUUUUGCAGGCGCAGUACUUGAAAUGUGAAGCUGAAGAUAAGCCCAGUGCCUACUGCCUCUGCGAAAGUGGAGUGGACCCUGAAGAAUACAAGGAAUGCGUGAGACACCGAGCGAAUUUUGCCUCUGAAUCAGCCCAUAGAUUCUACCUCCUAAACCUUGACGUCACUCCCAUCAUAGAACUGUCUCCAAGAAGCACUGUGUUCCAAGUGUCAGACACAUGGUAUUUGAAGAAGAUUUGCACCAUUUUUGGCGAUUACCCACCGUUGGGGUGUGUGAAACCAUUCGCUUGUAAUAGCACGGAGGAAUUUGGGACGAGGAAUGGGCUAGCGCAGUUUGAUAAAGAAUGUGUAUUGCCAGCAUCUUACGUUUCCCAUACAGCAGUCACCACUACCACCACGGCAACGCCAGUCCACUAA